Mesocricetus auratus (golden hamster) is the source of this 4764-nucleotide messenger RNA. RefSeq names its product mitochondrial fission regulator 2 (gene Mtfr2). Gene Ontology annotation, biological process: mitochondrial fission; aerobic respiration. The record is from RefSeq and is a predicted model, not a curated record. The transcript has 8 exons. The coding region runs from base 2759 to 4015 and encodes 418 amino acids. Lineage: Eukaryota; Metazoa; Chordata; Mammalia; Rodentia; Cricetidae. Gene Ontology annotation, cellular component: mitochondrion.
UUGUACAAUUUCUGAGUGUCUGAUGCCAUCACGUGAACUAUGUGGGCUCCUGCAAGCUUGUGCACAUAUACACAUAAAACACUUAAAAAUGUUACAGGAGUGUGAACAGUUUGCCAGUGGCUACUCUGCUGAAGAAAAUCUCCCUCAGUAACUCUUUAAUUGCCUGCCUGUAAAUCCUCAAGGAGUGACAGGGCAUCAUGAACUUUCCCUCACUCUGACAGGAUAUGGUAGGAUCCAAUCUUGUGCUGGUCAAUGGGUAGUGUCACUGCUCUAGAGGUGGUGGGAUCUGAGAGAAUGGAGCCGAUAAAUGAGACAGGACAAUUAUGCUCCAAGGCUCAUAAUCACAUGAGUAAAGUUCUGACUUCACACCCAUUUGUAUAUACUCAAAAUGAUGAUUUGUGUGUGGCAAAAGACGUUUUUUUCCAUAGACAGUAAAUAUUUCAUUGAAGAACAGCAGCAAGCAAUAAUGAGGGAUCCAAUACACCUGGGAGGCACAUGGAACUAACUAUUCCAAGAACAGUUUCUCGUUUUGAAGAAACCGAGUUCACAAUUCUUGAUUUCUUGGACUGUGUUCUCACCACAUUCAGAAUUGUGAUAAAACUGCACACCUGGACUGUGUUCCAACAGGUAGUUGAGUAAAAAGUUCAUGUUAGGAAGAUCAUGAGUUUGAGGCCAGUUGCACUAAUUAUAACGAGACAUCCAACAACAAAAAACCCAAACAAACAACCUUGGAAACAGACAACAUAACCCAGACUGGCCAUGAGAUCCCUGUGUCCCAAAAGGAUAGUCCUCACCUCCAUUCUGCUUUUGCCUCCUGGAUCCUGGGAUUACAGGCUUGUGCCAGUGUCUAGCUACUAGAAAUGAAUAAACCAUUGUAAUUGGAAAUAUAUAUAUUUAUAGUAAAAAAGAAGGGCUGGAGAGAGAGUAGCAGUGAAGAACAGGACCUGAAUUCAGUUCUCAGCACUCAACCUGUGUCUCAUAACCAUCCACAAACAAUACCAAGGGGUUUAACAUUCACGUGUGUAUGUAAAACAUUGGUACAAAGUCAAAUCUAGAAAAAUUUUAAAAUGAAUUUUUUUAUAGUUGCUUUUAUUUUAUGUUCAUUGGUGGUGUGUCUGCCUGUAUGUCUGUGUGAAGGUGUUGGAUCCCCUGGACAUGGAGCUACAGGAAGUUAUUAGGAGACUUGCCAGUCCCCAGUGCCCUCAUUCUCAAGGACUCACUAGCCGGACCAAAUAGCUCAGAUACAGGUAAUUUACCAGCUCUCCCUGACACAGCUUCUUCCAACUUAGGUCAUCCAUGGCUGCUUGCUAGGGAUCAUGGCUUCUCCGAUUCCUUUGGAUGGCAGGAUGGAAUUGAUUUGAAGGGACAAAUGAGAACAAUGGCAGGGGCGGGGUGGUAAGCUUUAUUUUGGGAAGGGGUAGGGAAUUAAUACAGGAGGAGAUGAAGGAAGGACAAUUAAAACAUUUGAGAAAGCCAUAAGGAAAUCAUUCUAUAACUAGAUUUACAUAUAAUAGAGAGUAUAUAUGCAUACAUACCUAUGCCACUGGAGUGAUAAUGGUCUCCAUAAGAGUCAAAAUAGAAAAGCAAAUAAUAAACUCAGUACCACGUAUGAGAAAUGUCCUUUCAAGUUGUUGGUCAGGUGAAUUUAAGAGACUCCAAAAACAAUUUAGGCUAUUGCUGGUGCCCUUAGUUGCCUCUCAGAAAUUGAAGGUCAGCCCCUAUUAAUAGCUGAAGACAUCACACAUUUAGAAUUCAAGGAGUUGUCUUAUCUGACCAAUAAUCCCAGUGCUCAAGAGGCAGCAGUUUGAUGAAGUUCAGCCUUUGCUGAUGUGAUAUGUCUCAGAAAGCCAAAACAUCAACAAGAACCCCUGCCAAAGAAAAAAAGCAAAACAACACACUAAAAGUAUUUAUGCAGUCUGGGUUGUUUCUUUUCAGAAAUUCGGUGUUACUUUAUGCUGAACCUUUCCUAGUUUAAAUUUCUUAUUCUAGAUUACUUGGCAUAUUCCACUUAAACGUCGAUGCUUUAUUGUUACCAACUAAAAUGGUUAGGAUUAAUAAAACAUUGCUAACAAAAAAAGUGUUUAAGAUUUUCAAAAGUUUAUAUCAUGCCAAAUCGUAAGAAUUAUUUAAAUGAGGUUUUGUAAAUAUCAGUUUAUGGAUUGGUUGUAGGUAUAAAUACAGAGGCAGUAUGCUUCACUCUGCUUUCCCUUAUGGUUUGCUGGGGGCGGGGAUAAUUAGAACUUUUGCUUCUCACUAGCUUUCAAAACUGAAAGGUGUAAAAGUCUUGUCUUAGGGCCAGCAAAAUGGUUCCGUGGGAAAAGCAGCUUGCUACCACACCUAAGGCCUCAAGUUCUGUCUCUGGAUCCUACACAGUAGAAGGUGAGGACCAACUCCCACAAAUGGUUCUUUGAUUUCUCGAGGGUUCUGUGGCACGAGCACCUGUGGCGUGAACACACGCUAAAUACACUAGUAUGGAUAAUGUGGCUCAACAUGAGUUACCCCAGCAUUUAGCUUACGGCUAGGUAUUUCCGCAGAAUAACCAGACAACCGCAAGUGUGUUGGCGGAAUCUUUGUCGAAUGCUGAGAAAACGUGCCACCAUUGGGUAGGGUGUAGAAGGGUUGAGUGAUAAAUAAGGUCAAACAGCGAGUACCUGUAACAGGCGAGAAACGCUGAGACGCAUUUUGCGCAUGCGUCUCGCUGAGACAGCUAUUGGUUCUCGGCCUUCCAAUCACAAGCGGCGUUCUCCACUCUUGCCCAAUGGAGGCAGGCGCCGAGUUCGGGCCCGCGGAGCUUGAUAGUUGUUGCAGGAGGCGGAAGCGGCCAGCGGGCCCAGGAAGAGCCGUUCGCUCCCUCUGCCGCUCGGGCGGCAGUGCUCGCGCGCCUGGGCGGACGGCGCUUCUGCAGGCUUCCCGGACGCCCUGGCGCCCUGCAAUGCAGCGGGAAGGUACCAUCGAACAAUGUUUCCUUGAACUUGCUUCACCAAUGUCUUUCAUACUGAAUACAUUAAGAAACAUGCUGGCGUAUUUCGGUGUUCCUGUAGAUCAGGAUUUGCUGACUUGGCAAAAUAAAGACUAUGGGUCAGCUCGGAGUAUCAUUCGUAUUAUUGGGAAAAUGCUUCCCUUAGAACCUUGUCGAAGACCUAAUUUUGAGAUGAUCCCACGCUUGAGCUCUGAGGAAUUUGAUGAUUAUGAACCUAUGGUUCCAUCUUUUGCUGACGUUUUGUGUGUGGCAAAUGAUGAAGAAGCCGGUUAUCUCAGAUUUCGACAUAGUCUAUGGAAAAAGGAGGAGGAAGGGAAAAUUGCUCUUUUCCAUUCUCCAAAACUAAUUUGGGAUCCAUCAUCACCUACUCUAAGACAGAACAAACCAGUAGAAAAUGAUCUGCCAGCAAGUGAAGCUGCAAUUAAAAAGAUAGCUGCUCUUGAAGAUGAACUCACUUUUCUUCGGUCUCAGAUCGCUGCAAUUGUGGCGAUGCAGGAGCUGAGAGAGAGUAAAGAGACUGGCAUCUGUGACCUGAGUGAUGAACCCAGCGUGGAACACACACUGCCAUCAGUAGCUGCUGGGCUGAGUGUGGAGGCAGAGCACUCUCCAAGUUCAGUACUUUCCUCUCCUCCUCCACCACCACCUCUGCCUCAGUUGUCUCUCCAGCCAUGCCUUCCUCCCAUGCAGUCUGGGUCUACUAACAGAGACCAUCCAGCAGCUGCAGUGGGAAAGCAGCACUCGGGUGUUCACAAGGCAAAUGGUAGCCAUCAUUCAGAAAGCCAGAGAGUUAGUGACGUUCCAAACAUGUUGGACAUUCUAAAGGACAUGAAUAAGGUCAAACUUCGUCCCAUUGAAAGGUCACCAGGUGGUAGACCCAUUCAGAAGCAGAAAAGACAGAGUUCACAAUGGGAUCCAGUAUCUUUAAUAGCCAAUGCACUUAAGCAGAAGUUUGCAUCUCAAGAUGAUUCCUUUGAUACAGAAAAUAGAUCUUGGGAGUGCUCUCCAUUUUCUAGUCCAGAAACUUCACGGUUUUGAUGUCACAUUUCUCCAACAAAAGGUCAGCGAUCUAAGGGAAGAACUGAUAAUAUAAAAGCAAUUACUGAAGGUCAGAGGUGAAAGCUGUGCCUACGCUUGGGUGGACAGAUCGAGAAAUGCCCUGUGGAUUCCUUCAUUGCCUUGCAGAGAAUCACAACCUCUGUUAGGGAGACUAAGCCAUAUCCUGGGACCUAUCUGUACCCAACCUGAGGAAGAUGUUUAAACAUGCUUGUCCCUGGUUUUGGAAGUCUAAUAGUUAACUGGCUACUGAAGAGUUGGGUGUAUAGAUUCCCCACUUUAUGUGAGUGCUACUGAAAAUGGAAUGUAUGCUUCAGAGAUUUCCUAAACAACUCUGGCUUCCUCCUUAUGCUCCUAUGUAAGUUGGUAUGAUGUGGUUUAUUUGACCUUCAGCAACUUGGAGAUUUUCAGAGAGCAAAGGAUAAUUCUUUUCAUUAAGAAAGUCAUAGUUUUAGUCAUGUAGGAUUGGACUUUUUAAAACUUACUGAGGUAAUAAAUUAUUUUGACUGCCAAGUGCUAUAAGUAGAAGUAGACUCUUGAAAAAGUUUUACCCACACUGGCUUUGUACAUACACAUGCCUAGCAUGUUUCCAUGCUUUCUAUUACAUUUUCACUGGCUUUGUACAUACGUAUGUCUGGCAUGUUUCCCUUGUUUUCUAUUACAUUUGCACUCUACUUUUUUUGUAAAUAGAUUGUACAAUAAAUGGAUCUUUUGAUCUUGGUUGGCUUUUA